Molecule: messenger RNA, 420 nt
Organism: Trichomonas vaginalis G3
Lineage: Eukaryota; Parabasalia; Trichomonadida; Trichomonadidae
Product: bromodomain family
Exons: 1
Coding region: 1-420 (139 amino acids)
Molecular function (GO): protein binding
Source: RefSeq, a predicted model, not a curated record
AUGGAUUCUUUUCUUUUACUUCAAGCCAAAGAGGUUAUCCGAAAACUUGGCUCAAAGCCAAUUUUCCGUAUUUUUAGAAGUAAAGAUAUAUUGAUGCAAUAUUUUCCAUCUAUUCAAAGAAAAGAUCUCAAGAAUUGGGUUGAUUUAAAAUCCAUCAUGGUAAACCUAGAAAAGCGUAAAUAUAAAUCUAAGAAAGAGUGGAUUGCAGAUGUCUCGAUGGUAUGGAAGCCACUUUUAGGUCUUCAGCCUAUUAAUCAACUUUUAGUUGCUGUAACUCAUGAAUUUCGAAAUCUUGCAAUUAAAUUAGUGUCAGACAUACCAGAUAACGAACACCAACAAGAAAUCAAAUCAAUUCAAGCAAUUAUACAAGAAAUGAAUUUAUUGACUCAAAGAACUAUUAACCAAGAUUUAACAACCUGA